GCACGCUCAAUUCUCACAACCUGUCUUUCCAAUCACCGGUAGUAAGUUAACGUUAAGAUGGUGGCCGUCAAAAUGCAGUUUAGCGUGUUUUCUGUUUUGUUGUUGAACGUUCUGUACAAUUUGACAUCCGCGUUAUAUUUUCACAUAGGGGAGACAGAGAAGAAAUGCUUUAUAGAGGAAAUUCCAGACGAAACUAUGAUCAUAGGGAACUAUCGCACGCAGUUGUAUGACAAACAGAAGGAGGAGUACUUGCCUGCCACACAAGGACUUGGGAUGUUUGUAGAAGUGAAAGAUCCCGAUGAGAAGGUGAUUCUGUCUCGUCAGUAUGGUUCAGAAGGCCGAUUCACAUUCACCUCUCACACCCCUGGAGAACACCAGAUUUGCCUGCACUCCAACUCCUCCAAGUUUGCGCUCUUUGCUGGAGGGAUGCUGAGGGUUCACCUGGAUAUCCAGGUUGGUGAGCACACAAAUAAUUACGCUGAGAUCGCGGCCAAAGACAAGCUGACCGAGCUGCAGCUCCGGGUGCGACAGCUUGUUGAACAGGUCGACCAGAUUCAGAAGGAGCAGAACUACCAGAGGUACCGUGAAGAACGUUUUAGGCAGACCAGCGAGAGCACCAACCAGAGAGUCCUGUGGUGGUCCAUCGUACAGACACUCAUCCUGGUGGCCAUUGGCUUCUGGCAGAUGAGGCACCUCAAGAGCUUCUUUGAGGCCAAGAAAUUAGUUUAGACUGCACUCUUGUUUGUUAUUUAUGCAUUUUCAGUUCAUGCAGUACAAGUAAACAAUACUCAGCACGUGUCACAAUCCCAAAGAUCUGGAGUGGUAAAAUUACCUUAAACUUAUUUUAACAUUGCGUUAGCCCCUUUCUCCCCGAGGAAGAACAAGUUGGGUUUCAGAGUUUAUUUUUACCUGUUUGUACAGUUUAAUGUCCUCAAUUAAGUCUAUGCUGCAUCCAUUUAAAUUUUAGAGAUCGUUUUACACCUCUCUUUACCUUAAGAGGACACUGGUACCACAUUUUACUGUCAGAAUGGCAUGGUUUUAUCUGCGGUGAAUAUGGCCCCAAUGUUCAGUCCGUGCUUUUUGUUGGGAUUGUCUAAUCGGGUAUAGUGCCCUUCCGUGGUUUAAUUCAUGUAAAGGUUGUGAUUGCACUUCUCAAGGAUAUCUUUGUUUUUCUUUAUGAAUCAAAUAAACCACUGGAAACAAUGUGCUCAAAUUCAAUAUGGAAAGGAUUGAAUCGCUAUCAUUAGGUCAAAGUAAGUUAUCAAAUCCUUAUAUAAAUAUACAGUAUGUUUUGAAACCCCACUGAUAAAUCGUUGCUGCCACCAUUUUUAAAAUUAGUGUUUUGUAGCACAAUGCAGCAAAAGUCACAUUCAACUCAUUUAAAAUAUGAAGAGCGUUACAUCUGCUCUAAAAUUUAAACUUGAUGUUUUGUCUCAAAUUUGAUAAAAUUCUGCAUUCCUUUUCCAAAAUUGCUUUAAGUUCACGUAGGUCCUCCAUAUUUUUGCAUGCGUUGUACUGUGAUUUGAAGCGCUGCCCUCAUGCUGACCUAUGGUUUGAUCAGUACUUGAAUCAUGGUUGCAAACUCUUGUCCAGUACAAAAGCCUGUGAAGUGUCUGACGCUGCUUGAUAUCCCACAUUUACUGAAAAAUGAUAAAUGAGGAAGGCAUCUUAUUUUUGGGCUAAAUUAAGCAGCUUUGAAAGCACUAUUAAUAAAUCCCGAUUAUCAGCAAUGUUUGAAUUUGGGCUUCUACCAGUCAGAUUUUAAGUUGUGCCAUUUCUUAUAGUUGCUGUGUUUUAGGUUUGCUUCUUAUUCCAGAAAUAACAAAUACAGUCUUUUACAGACCUCCAGAAGAUGCGGUUGCUGUCAGUUUCUGAGCCUGCUAAUUAUUUGAUUGGAUUCUGUGCUAGCAUCGGCAGGUUCUAUUAUAGAAGAUGGGUGUGUUGGGGUAUGGGUAAACGCAUUACAAAUGUAGAUUUAAAUUAAACAUUGGCAUAUUAUUUUUCCUGGUCAAAUACAUUGUUUGUUCUGAUGCAUUUGACUCCAGAUACAUUUCCAAGAAGUACUGCUUCAAGGAAUUAAUGUUCAAUAUGGUGACAGGAUUACCCAUUCUAUUCCAUGGCAAAUAGAUUGGGUUGUGGGUGGACUUUGUAAUGGAUAAUAUGAAGACUUUCCUGCCAGUCUCAGUAGUUUCACGGCUUUCAUUAAUGCUCUCAGGUCAGAAUAUCCAUAUGCCCAUGGUAUUUUUCCUAAAAUUCAGACCGUUGCGUCCGCUUGAUGAUGGAGAAUAUGGGAAACUGGUUUAGCCUUGCCUUCAGAACCCUUUUUGACACUGUAAAAUGUUUUUAAACCAUUGAGUUUGAAUGUAUGUACGAUAAUGGCAGUGGAUUUUGUGCAUACUGUAUUUUUGAGGGUUUCAUAAAUUUGCAAACUUCAUAUGUGUUCACAGUAACUUUUCUGUAUUUUCUUGUAGUUUGUUCUGAUUGAUUUCUGAGAAACCCCAUCCAUGUGUCUGUACAUUUUGCUUCUCCCCCGCCACAAACCACUAAUGUUUUCUGGGUAAUUUUCAUUACAAAUGCUCUGCUGUAGACUGAUUAAUAUUAAUAUGGUGCCAUUUCCUUUUUGGAAUUUGUAUUACAAAGGGUUCUGGCUGAUGACUCUUUUAUAUUUUGAGACUUUUUUAAGGACAGUGGGUUUAAAUUGGUGAAGGUUUUGAGUUUCCAAAAAUCCUGGGCAGUUGAGUGUUUACAUUUGGAUUCAGAAAAUUAAACAUUCUAUUGAAGUGAACCUUUGUAAGUAGACCUGAAAAUAAAUUGUUCCCCCCCUAA
Messenger RNA from Conger conger (European conger), 2826 nucleotides. RefSeq names its product transmembrane emp24 domain-containing protein 9-like. The record is from RefSeq and is a predicted model, not a curated record. Bases 58 to 729 code for a protein of 223 amino acids. Gene Ontology annotation, biological process: Golgi organization; intracellular protein transport; endoplasmic reticulum to Golgi vesicle-mediated transport. Gene Ontology annotation, cellular component: endoplasmic reticulum; COPII-coated ER to Golgi transport vesicle; endoplasmic reticulum-Golgi intermediate compartment. Lineage: Eukaryota; Metazoa; Chordata; Actinopteri; Anguilliformes; Congridae. The transcript has 5 exons.